Messenger RNA from Neolamprologus brichardi, 3444 nucleotides. The record is from RefSeq and is a predicted model, not a curated record. Lineage: Eukaryota; Metazoa; Chordata; Actinopteri; Cichliformes; Cichlidae.
UGUGAUGGGCUGAGUACGGGUUCCCCUCGCAUCAGUGCAAGUCAAGGCACAUAGCAGAAGCCACCGCCUGGAGGCAAAGACGCAUGGAACUGAAUCUGCUGUGUUGGAGACCAAGAAGAAGUCGAGUGCUAAUUCUGUGAAUCCCUGAGAGCAGUCAAGUUUACACUGGUGCAUACCGACUCGCUGCACUGCAAGUCCUUCUCUCCCCCCUAUCCAACUGUUGCGCGUCUCCACUUUGGAUAGAAAUAGCUUGAUCACUGCGCGCCGCAGAGCGCAAAGGAUCUGAGGCUUUGGUUUUGAAAGAGUUUGGAGAGACUUCUCCUCAGGACUGCAGCAGCUACGAUGAGGAAACUCUGAGGUGGCAGUUAUCUCCGUCCGCUUUAUGCUUCCUUUGGCUCUUACCAAAGGUUAGCCCAUGUGCAGGUAUCCCCUUGAGUGUGAUUCUGUUUUCACCCAGAUCUCUGCUGCCUGGACAAAUGCAUACAAAUGCAUUUAGGAGCUCAACGGACAAGGAGUGGACACGUUUCCGCGGCAGCAACGUGGAACUUUCUCCUGCUCCUGUCAGUAUGCUCAGCAGCACUCUCUGGAGAAGAUUACGUAGCUCAAGGAGUGGAUAUCCUUUAUCGAUUGGGGCUUACAACUCAAAGCCACACAGACGAUACCUACGAAAGGACAAGCUCACAGCCUCCCACUUAUGCAAAUGUUCCCGCACCUUUCGAUGGCCCCUUUUCUGGAUAUGGGGUGUUGCUCGACUCAAACUCCCUCUAUGAGGCGCCAGUGCCCACUCUAUUCCCUUCAGAAUUUGGCGAAGAGUUCUCCGUUAUAGUUAGCCUAAGCUCCUGGCGAGCAAACAAUGCAUUUCUUUUUAGUAUCAAGGACGGGAGGGACCGGUUGCGUUUUGGCAUUCAGUUGCUGCCACGCAGAGUGGUGGUUUAUACUGCAGAGAAAGCCUCCAUCUACUUCAACUACAACUGGCAGGAUGGGCGCCUGCACCCUUUUGCUGUUGGGGUUCGUGCACGUUCAGUGUCCUUCUAUGCGAAUUGUGGAGGGGUGCAGCAGUGGGAGCAAACCCUGGGGAGAUCUCAAACACUGGGGGAAUCUGGGGGUGUCUUCACUCUGGGAAGGAUGAACUCCAAGGCGGCACCAUUUAGUGGUCAAGUCUGCCAACUGGAUAUCUAUCCCUCAGCCCAAGCUGCCGCGCACUACUGCAAAUAUCUUAAAAAACAGUGCCGGCUGGCCGACACUUACCGAUUACAUUUCCCCCAUUCUGAUUUGGAUAUUGUGGUGAAUGACCCCCCUUCUAGCCAUUUGACAAAGUCUCUUCUUGGAGUAGCAGCUACUCAAAAUACACCCGUCGGAUCUACAGCAGCCAUUAAACUAUCCCCAGAUCGUUUGGUCAUGCAGCAUUCAACUCUGAGCCCACCAAUACGACCUCAUCUGGGGGACCAAGAAAACAUUUCCACAUUGAAACCAUUAUCCCACUCUGCCACAUCAUCACUCCAGCUUUAUAGCCCCACCGUAACUACGCCAAGUAGUCAAGCAGCUCUGGGUUUUGCCUAUAGCACAACAACCACCACUACCAAAAAUGUGUUGGCUAAAGACACCACGCCCCAGGAGGACUCUGAAAACAGCACAGAAGAAGAGAGAAAUUCCAGAAAACAGCCAAGUCCGGAUGCCACUACAGGUGUUGUUUCCCUGGUCAGACAGAGCCAACUAAAGGAAGAACUCAGGAACAACUCCAUCACAAGCUCUAGGGACUCUGGCUCCACAAGCCAAAAUUUCCCAGAGACUCAUCUGAGAGCCAACAGCACUACUUUGUACAGGGAGAAUCAGGUGGACACCUCAGAGCAGCAUGAUUUGGAUGGCAGCUAUGAUGACGUAGACAUGGGAGAGUAUGAUUAUGGAUACGAGGAGCCAGAGUUCUUCUAUGACUACCAAGAUGGUUUACAUGGCCCCAAAGGAGAGCCUGGUCCUCCGGGUCCUCCUGGUCCCCCUGGUUUACCUGGUCCUCCAGGAAAAAGAGGCUCUCGGGGUCCCCCUGGUCCACAUGGAAAACCAGGACAGCCUGGACCACCUGGACCCAAGGGUUCAAAGGGAGACCCUGGGCUGUCUCCAGGUCAGGCUCCACCAGGAGAGAAGGGUGACAGAGGACCUCCAGGUCGUCCUGGACCCAAUGGAUUUCCAGGCUUACUGGGUCCUAAAGGUUAUCUGGGUCCACCUGGACCACCAGGAGAACAAGGCAUACCAGGACUUCCUGGGGAAGCUGGAGCUGCAGGUUACCCUGGCAGGCAGGGCUCGGCCGGGCCACAAGGUAGCCCUGGCCCUAAAGGUGUUCGUGGUUUCAUUGGGCCUCCGGGCGAUGCUGGGCCACCCGGGCUGGAAGGGGAGAAAGGCAUACCUGGACCUGCUGGAAGACCUGGCCCCAAAGGAAGACAUGGUGUCAUGGGGGAUGCUGGGGAGAGGGGGCCUCCUGGUCCAGAUGGAAAUGAGGGCCCUGUUGGUGGGACUGGCAUAAGUGGCUUUCCUGGUCUAAGGGGAGACCCAGGGCCUGAGGGACCACGAGGACUGCCUGGUAUGGUGGGACCUCAGGGCCCAACAGGACGAGCCGGCCUGCCUGGAUUGAAAGGUGAUAAGGGUGAAACCGGACAAAGGGGCGAGCCAGGAGAGAUGGGGUACCAGGGGGAUAAGGGUGCUGCUGGUGCACCUGGUCUUCCUGGGCCCAGAGGGAAACCAGGGCCACCGGGUAAAAUUGGAGAAAUGGGUGUGACUGGACCACCUGGGCCUCCAGGACCAGAGGGGUUUCCUGGGGACAUUGGAGCGCCGGGUCCAAACGGACCACCUGGUCCAAAGGGUUUGCAGGGUGAGAGAGGACCCCAGGGUCCACCGGGGCCUAAAGGAAUACAGGGCGACGAAGGACCACUCGGCCCACCCGGCGGGCCAGGCCCUACUGGGAGACCUGGAAGGAAAGGCCACAUCGGUGAACCUGGCUCCGAGGGUUUACAGGGAGAGAAAGGGGACAUGGGAAAUAUUGGAAAAGUUGGACCACAAGGUCCAGCAGGCCUGAUUGGGAUAGCUGGGGUGAUAGGGGUUCCUGGUGAAAAGGGUGACCGGGGACCACCAGGUCCAACAGGUCCAGCCGGAGAGAAGGGGCCCAGGGGACCCCGAGGUCCAGAUGGCCCACCGGGAGAACUGGGUCCUGAGGGCAUCAAGGGUGAAAAGGGGGAGAUCGGACCUACAGGAGAGCCGAGCUUCAUACUGUCAGGCAACCUUGAAAUAUUAAACUCAGUCAUCGCGUGCGUGUGGCCACACUGGAAAUUGUGGGAAAACCAGGUAUUCCAGGCAGCACCGGGGAGAGGGGAGCCCAAGGUGAACCAGGACCCAGAGGACCUCCUGGAGAGGCUGGACCUGAUGGAGAACAAGGACCUGAAGGUUUACCAGGCUUAG